This is a messenger RNA of Ixodes scapularis (black-legged tick), 1815 nucleotides long. RefSeq names its product piggyBac transposable element-derived protein 4-like. Bases 1 to 1815 code for a protein of 604 amino acids. NCBI's taxonomy places the organism in Eukaryota, Metazoa, Arthropoda, Arachnida, Ixodida, Ixodidae. The record is from RefSeq and is a predicted model, not a curated record. The transcript has 3 exons.
AUGGCCACGUUCCAGCCACGCUCAUUUUAUGGUAACUCUUCGCGUGAUGUAGUUGAAAGUGAUGACAAUUUCAGUGAAGAAAACAACUAUAUCCCUCCGUCAGAUGAUAAAAAGACGUCCUCUGCUGAUUUGAGCGAAAGUAGAGAUGAAGAUGAAACGACUGCUCAAGACAACCGCGGAGCCGCUCAGCCACAAGCAUCGUCCUUGAGUUUGUACACGAACAAUCUCCCGGACUUUCCUGUGCUUACCUUCAGUGUGAGUAAUCCCAAAUCACAAAUUGGGCCCUCAAAUCUUCAAUCUGAACUCCAGUUUUUUCAAUUAUUUUUUACGGAUCAACUGAUUGGAGAAAUCGUUCACGAAACAAACCGGUAUGCGUGCGAGAAGAUUUCGUCUGCGGAACCUCUUGCAAAACAUUCCAUUUGGAAAAGCUGGGAGGACGUCACUGUCGAUGAGUUCAAAGCAUUUCUCGGAGUCCUUAUGAACAUGGCACUGAAUCCCAAGCCAGACAUCAAAGAGUACUUCAGCGAAGAAAUUCUGAAGAAGAUGCCUUUUUUUCGACUGGUGUUCACUCGAACAAGAUUUCUGCAAAUUUUCUGGAUGCUGCACGUUUCUCCUCCUCCGCAAGGCCCAUCAGGACAGCCGACACGUGGCAGCAAGGUGAGAAACGUUGUCAGCUACAUUGAUUCAAAGUGCAGAGAGCAUAUCAAGCCCGGUCCAAAGAUUUGCGUAGAUGAGAGCACCGUGGGCUUCAAGGGGCGAGUCUCCUUCAAGUGCUACAACCCACAGAAGCCGACAAAGUGGGGCCUUCGGGUGUAUGUACUCGCAGACUGCGCAUCUGGGUAUGUUUCUGCAUUCGGGCCAUACUACGGCAGCACUACUACGGAGAGCCUCCCUCGGCCAGACCUUCCUUUCACUUGUCGAAUCGUCCUUCACCUUCUCGACAAAGUGCAGUGCGCUUCGCCUGGAAAGGGGUACCACCUGUACACAGAUAGGUUUUAUACGUCGCCAACACUCGCCGAGGAGUUGCUUUCGCAGGACGUCAAGCUGACGGGGACUGUGAUGACCAAAAGAAAAAAAAAAAAAAAAUUGUUCCUGUGCCGAUUUCCAGCCAACAAGUAUGCCUCAGUCCGUGCCGGGACCAUGCCAUCCAGGUACAAAGACUGUUCAGUUUUUACUUCAUUGGGGCAGAUUUUGUCUCUAACUGGGUUGAAUGUGGCAGAGCUCUUCAGGUGGAUGUUUCUGGAGGGGGUGGCAGACGAAGCGGAAGCAUUGAUGAACCCAGCGGAUGAAAUGGACGAAGAAUUCUCCUAUGCUCCGUACCUGUCCGACCUCAACUUGGUUCCCCGGUCCCCUUACUCUGCGGUGGCAAACCCAAUGCUUCAUCAGUGGCUCCACAUCUUUCUCAAAUGUCCACCACUCGACGGAAGCAGUCUCUUUUUGAAACUGAUCCUGAAUUACGAUGCAUGCAGAGAAGUGGAAACCACUUGGAGUUCGCCAAGAGUAGACGGGGAUGCGAGGUGCAAUCCAUUCGAGGUGAACAUGCUUGCGACUCGUGCUGUUCUCAGUACGGGGAACAAACAGACUAUACUCAAUAACUUGUGCGCUGCUUUGAACAUUUCUAAGCGAGGCAUGCACACGAAGACGUACAAGAAGUAUGUUAAAAACAAGCUCAACCCUGCCGCUCGGAGGGCUGUCGCAUCGGUUAUGAGCUCAAUUUUGUCAUGCUCUCGAACUUUUGCUUGGGUUGUGAGCUCGGCCCAAAAGAAGGCGACCUUGGGCAAGAACAGCGGCGAGCAGGCCACGGGUACCAAAUGA